Nymphaea colorata (pocket water lily) is the source of this 2075-nucleotide messenger RNA. Its product is annotated as F-box protein At1g47056. Gene Ontology annotation, cellular component: SCF ubiquitin ligase complex. Bases 226 to 1884 code for a protein of 552 amino acids. Lineage: Eukaryota; Viridiplantae; Streptophyta; Magnoliopsida; Nymphaeales; Nymphaeaceae. The transcript has a single exon. Gene Ontology annotation, biological process: SCF-dependent proteasomal ubiquitin-dependent protein catabolic process. The record is from RefSeq and is a predicted model, not a curated record. Gene Ontology annotation, molecular function: protein binding.
AGAGAGGGGAACUGUGUGAGGAGGACGGGAGAAAGGAAGAAAGAGAGAGAGAGAGAGAGAGAGAGAGAGAGGGACGGUUGUGGUGGUGGUAACUGGUGAGGGGGGUGUGAGCAGAGAGCACAGAUGCGAAUUGAAACACGACUUGUAUGGAGAUGAAUUGGUUAUAGAAGAAAUCGGUGGUGGAGUUGGUGGUUUGUAGCGCUGGUGGGUGAAGUAGGAAGGUUAAUGGGACAAGCGGCGUCGACCACCGGAUUCUCGUGGCCGGACCGGCGGGAUUCUGUCAACAGGCGGUCUACCAGAAAGCGCGACUUGGCGGCGGCUCCGAUGACCGCCACGGUGCCGGCCCUGGCCCUGCCCCCGGCCCCGUCUAUGGCAAAAGGGGGUGCAGAUCCCGGCCGCUCCGUUGAGGAAGGGCCGCGGGACUACACCUCCGAUCUGCCGGACGAGUGUCUUGCUUGCAUCUUCCACACGCUGCCGUCGGGAGACCGGAAGCGGUGUUCACUUGUCUGUCGGCGCUGGCUACGCGUCGAGGGCCAGAGCCGCCAUCGUCUCUCGCUUGAUGCCCGGUCGGAUCUUGCCCCUUUCGUUCCGGCCCUCUUCUCGCGUUUCGAUUCUGUCUCCAAACUCGCGCUCAAGUGCGACCGACGGGCCGUCAGCAUCGACGACGACGCGCUUGUCAUCGUAGCGGUCCACUGCCGGAAUCUUACUCGCCUGAAGCUCAGGGCUUGCCGAGAACUGACGGAUUCUGGUAUGGAGGCCUUUGCGAUGAAGUGCUCAACUCUGAAGAAGGUUUCCUGCGGGUCCUGCACCUUCGGCGCCAAGGGGAUCAAGGCACUCGUCGACCACUGCCCCGCCCUUGAGGAACUCUCCGUCAAGCGCCUCCGCGGGCUAACGGACAGCAACGGCGAGGCGAUUGGAGCUGGAUCAGCCGCUACUAACCUACGGAGCGUCUGCCUCAAAGAGCUCUACAACGGGCAGUGCUUCGUCCCCAUGAUUGCCGGGGCGAAGAAGCUGCAGACUCUGAAGCUAUUCAGGAAUUCCGGUGAUUGGGAUCUCCCUCUCAAAACGAUCGUCUCCGGGGCAAAGGGGUUGACAGAGAUCCACCUCGAACGGCUGCAGGUGAGCGACCGUGGGUUGGAGGCGGUGGCCGAAUUGGAGGAGCUCGAGGUUCUGCACCUGGUGAAGACACCGGAAUGCACGAAUGCUGGCCUUAUCGCGGUCUCUGAACAUUGCAAGCUCCUUCGGAAGCUCCACAUAGAUGGGUGGAAGACGAACCGGAUUGGGGACGAAGGAUUAAUUGCCAUUGCUCGGAAAUGCCAGAACUUGCAAGAGCUGGUCCUGAUAGGAGUGAAUCCCACGUCUUUGAGUUUGGGAAUACUGGGGAACAAUUGCUUGAAUCUGGAGAGAUUGGCCUUGUGUGGAAGUGACACUGUCGGAGAUCCGGAGCUCUGCUGCAUCGCAGCAAAGUGUGCAUCACUAAAGAAGCUGUGCAUCAAAGGGUGUCCUGUUACGGACCAAGGGCUCGGCGCGCUUGCAGGCGGAUGCCCCAACUUGGUGAAGGUGAAGGUGAAGAAAUGCAGAAUGAUUACAGCUGAAGGUGGGGAAUGGUUGAGGACAAGCAGGGGAACCGUUUCGGUCAAUCUGGAUGUAGGCGGGGGAGAAGAAAAUCUGGAUGCGAGCACAAGUGAUGGUGGAGCCGGGCCGGCGGAGAACGGGGAGCAACCAGUUCUCGCUGCUCCAGAGAUGACUCCUGGGAGCAGCCAGAGGGGAGGGGGCUCUAAAUCGAGGUUAGGGCUGUUCGCAGGCCGAAGCUUGAUCGCUUGCACGUUCAGAAGGUGGUCUGGUUCUUACGGAAAUCCCUCUGAUGGAACAAAAAGGAAUUAAAAGGGUCUGAUUUUAGUGAUGAAGAGGACAGGUACGCCUGUAAACCAUUUGUUUCCUGAUGUUUGAAAGUGUGGUGUUUGCUUGUUUUCCUUAAUUGGCAAGGAUGCUGUUCUUUGCCCAUUUUAGUAUAAACAAAUGUAAUCCUUUUCUCUCUUUACUGGAAUGAAUGAAUACAAUAGGCUUUCUCUUCU